Moesziomyces antarcticus is the source of this 1602-nucleotide messenger RNA. RefSeq names its product amino acid transporter, AAAP family. The coding region runs from base 1 to 1602 and encodes 533 amino acids. Gene Ontology annotation, biological process: amino acid transmembrane transport. The transcript has a single exon. The record is from RefSeq and is a predicted model, not a curated record. Lineage: Eukaryota; Fungi; Basidiomycota; Ustilaginomycetes; Ustilaginales; Ustilaginaceae. Gene Ontology annotation, molecular function: amino acid transmembrane transporter activity. Gene Ontology annotation, cellular component: vacuolar membrane.
AUGGCAUCCUCCAAUCACGAAACCCCGGCUCGUCUGAGCAACGACAGCAUCACCACUACCAGCGCCGUCGCACGCGACACACACCGAAGCACCUCGCCCUCUCCCGAACGCAAGUCCGAGACCUCGUCGCGGCCCGUCGGCUCGUCGUUCCUCUUCCCCUCGGGCGAGCGCGCAAAGUCGUGGCAGGACAGCUACCUCUUCGAGCUGCUCGGCGAGCGUGGCGCACAGAUGUACGAGACGUCGGAAAAGGGCCAGAAUGUGCAGGUCAGCGACAUUGAGGAGGUGACCAAGGUGCAGCAGGCGCAGCAGAACGCACACGACCACGGCGCCAUCCCCAAGACGCUCGGCUGGAAGGGCGCCUUCUUCAACCAGGUCGCCUACGCCAUCGCGCUCGGCAUCCUCAGCAUCCCGCUCGUCGCCGUCUCGCUCGGCGUGGUGCCGUUCGUGCUGCUCACCUUCCUCUUCGCCUACAUCUGCUGGUACACCGGCGACCAGUACUGGAAGCUCAAGAUGCGCUUCCCCGGCGUCCAGAACCUGCAGGACGCCGGCUUCCUCAUGUUCGGGCCCUGGGGUGCGCGCUUCCUCGGCGCCGCGCAGCUCAUCUUCUCCGUCUUCCUGCAGGGCAACCAUGUGCUGCUCGGCGCACAGGCGUUCCACGUGCUCGGCUGGCACUCGUGCGCCAUCGCGCUCGCCGCCGUCUUUGCCGUCAUCUCGUUCCUCUUCACGCUGCCGCGCUCGUACAAGCUCUUCUCCAUCUCGGCGUUUGUCUCGUUCAGCUCCAUCGUCGUCGUCGUCAUCUUUGCCAUGAUCGCCAGCGGCGUGACGGGCCCGCAGAACGCUCCCGAGGGUGCACCGCCCAUCAAGGUGGUCGCCUUCGGUCCGGCACCGGGCAUCAAGGUCGACUUCCUCACCGGAUUCCUCUACGUGCUCAACCUCUUUGUCAGCUUCGGUGCGAUCCCGAGCUACCUGCCCAUCAUCUCGGAGAUGCGCAAGCCCACCGACUUCCGCAAGAGUCUGUUUGUGCUCGUGGGCGUCCAGCUGGUGCUCUACCUCAUCGUGGGCGGUGUGAUCUACAACAACCUCGGCCAGUACACCACGUCGCCCAGUCUCAACAGCCUCUCGUACACCAUGAGCCGCAUCGCGUACGGCCUGGCGCUGCCCACCAUCCUCAUCGCCGGCUGCGAGAGCGGACAGGUGGCCAACAAGCAUCUGUACAUCAUCGUCUUCCGCUCGCGCCCGCAGCACAUCCACAACUCGACCAAGCUCGGCUGGAUCGUGUGGACGCUCAUCAACGCGCUCACCUGGGUGCUCGCCUUCAUCCUCGCCGAGCUCAUCCCGUUCUUCUCGUCGUUCCUCGGCCUCGAGGCGGCGCUCUUCUGGUCGCUCUUCACGGGCCUCAGCGCCGUCAUGUGGCUCUACCUCAACCAGGGCCGCUGGGUGGAGUCGUGGCGCAAGAUCGUCGGCCUCGUCGUCGCCGUGCUCGUGAUUGCCAUCUCGGCCGUCAUCUGCGUGGCGGGUGUCUGGGCGAGUGCGAUCUCGAUCCGCGACUCGUACAACACCGGCUCGGUUGGAAGCCCAUUCUCAUGCAACUCGGUCUCCUAG